AUGACCAGCAAGGCCGAGUACACCAUCGUUGUUAUCGGCGAGGAGACGUACGCCGAGAAACCCGGCAACAUCAACGACCAGGCGCUUCCGGAGGGCCAAGUCGAGUACAUCAAGGAGCUGGCGUCCACGGGCACCAACGUGAUCGUGGUGCUGUUCGAAGGCCGCCCGCGUCUGCUUGGCGAGAUCCCGGAGAAACGUCUACGCGGUGUUGAACGGUAUUCUGGCUUCUACACGGACUUCACGUACUCGGAGGUUCGUCUGAGCCGCUCGGUGGUGGAGACUUCGACGGAGGAGGUCGUCGCUACGGUUGACGUGACCAACUCUGGUAGCAUGGCCGGCAAGGAGACGGUGGUGCUGUUCCUCAUCCAGCCGUACCGCUCGCUGAAUGUUCCCGAGGUGAAGCAGCUCAAGAAGUUCAACAAGAUCAGCCUCGAGCCCGGCCAGACCCAGACCGUCAACUUCACGCUCACGUCGGACGACCGGAGCGUGUACUACCCACGGCCUCAAGAAGGUGGCGGAGGACUGCGACUACGUCGUCAACUGCGACGUGUACACGAAACGACGGCGGUCAACCCGCUGUGCGCCACGUUCACGUUGGGCACGGGCGAGUACCCGUUCGGAACGUUUGAGCAACCGUGGUAA
Messenger RNA from Phytophthora sojae, 642 nucleotides. RefSeq lists its product as hypothetical. NCBI's taxonomy places the organism in Eukaryota, Oomycota, Peronosporomycetes, Peronosporales, Peronosporaceae. Gene Ontology annotation, molecular function: beta-glucosidase activity. The record is from RefSeq and is a predicted model, not a curated record. Gene Ontology annotation, biological process: glucan catabolic process. The coding region runs from base 1 to 642 and encodes 213 amino acids. The transcript has 2 exons.